AUGGUUGACAUUCGCCCCUACCACGUUCUGAGCUACGGAACCCUGCUGGGUGUCCAGUUCUACCAGACCUUUGUCUCCGGCAUCGUGGCCUUCAGAGCCCUUCCCCGUCCUCAGUUCGCAUCCCUGCAGACGGCCACUUUCCCUAUUUACUUUUCCAUUCAGAGUGCCCUCCCUGUCCUGGUGGCUCUGACUGCUUCUCGCGAGGCCCAGCCUCUCGGUAUCUCUGGACUUCUUGCCUCUGAGAACCGUGGCACUUUGAUCCCCAUGGCUACUGCUGCGGUGACUGGACUGAUCAACAUGUUUAUACUUCGUCCGUUGACCGUCAACACCAUGAAGGAGCGGAAGCACCAGGAAACUCGCGACGGCAAGAGAAGCUACGACCCCGCUCCCCACUCCAAGGAGAUGGUGGCCCUGAACAAGAAAUUUGGUCGUGUUCACGGCCUGUCGAGCUUGACUAACUUGAUCUGCUUGGGCGCUACUAUCUACUACGGCGCGUCUCUGAGCAAGCGGCUGUCCUAG
Messenger RNA from Aspergillus melleus, 519 nucleotides. Its product is annotated as DUF4149 domain-containing protein. Lineage: Eukaryota; Fungi; Ascomycota; Eurotiomycetes; Eurotiales; Aspergillaceae. Bases 1 to 519 code for a protein of 172 amino acids. The record is from RefSeq and is a predicted model, not a curated record. The transcript is spliced from 4 exons.